GUCAGCUGGGCGAGGAGCGAGGCUGCGGAGAGGCGAGAGGAGAGUUGAGGGGCGCUCCCCGCUGGCCCGAGCGCCUUGCGGGGAAAGAGCCGCGGAGCCCAUCAUGGAUUUCCGCGAAAUCCUCUUGAGGGCCUCGGAACAGCAGGAACUGAGUGCCGCGCCGAAAAGGUACAGUUUGGCAGUUGGCCCUCCCAAAAAGGAUCCAAAAGUUAAAGGUGUUCAGUCAGCAGCUGUGCAAGCUUUUCUCAAAAGGCAAGAAGAGGAACAGAAGAAAAAGGUUCUUUUGGAAAAAAGAAGAAAAGAACAACUGCUGGCUAAGCGUGUGGAACUGAAACAUGACCGAAAAGCCAGAGCUAUGGCUUCACGCACAAAGGACAAUUUUUGUGGCUAUAACGGCAUUCCUAUUGAGGAGAAGCCCAGAAAGAGGAAAAGUCAUGAAAAUAGCACCGAAUGCAGGGCACAGGAUGAAAUGAAUCAAGUAUCUUAUGAUCAGUCGGAAUCUGAGCCGGAAUCAGAAGAGAGUGAAGAAAAACCAUCCAAAUUUUCAGAAAAACCAAGGGUGCUACCCAAAAGUGCACCUCCAGCAAUGAAUUUUAGUGAUCUUCUAAAGCUGGCUGAAAAAAAACAGUAUGAACCAGUUGAAAUAAAAGUUGUAAAAAAGACUGAAGAAAGACCAAUGACCGCAGAAGAAUUAAGAGAGCGAGACUACUUAGAGAAGAGAAACAGAAAAGGGGUUAUACUUAAAGAAAAGAAAUCAGAGAAAGAAAUGAAACACACAACUGCAUCAGGUUCUUCCAAAAAAGAAAUUUCACAGAGGGAUUUAGUAAAUGCUAAAUUUAGCAAGCAUUCAACAGACAAACCCUCCUUUUCUAAAGGAAGCAUUCCCUCACAAAAUAAUGAUAAAAAAUCCAAAGGACUGGUUUUAAGUGAAAAGCCUUCAAAGUUGGCAUCUUGUUCCAAGCCAAGCCACACUGAAAAAACAAAAUCUGCACCCAAAGGGUCUUUAAAAAGCCCUCCUAACAAUAGUCAUAUUAAACCUGCACCCAGUGGAGGAGGAAAAAAUGGAUCUAAGUCCCAUGCUGUAGUCUUGAAAACAGCUGCAAAUGGAACUCUCAGACAAUCAUCUAGUAAAGAACCUAGUCUGAAAAAAAAUAGCAUCCAUACAAAAUCAAUUAGUGUGGCUUCUACCCAGCAAGAAAGUUAUAAAAAUUCCAGUUCCAAGCAAGGAAGUAACAAUUCAGUUACAGGAGGACCUCUUGCACAAUCAAAGAGCAGCUUGAAUGCAGGCCCCAGGCAGCCAAGCAGCAGUUCGAUUACUGGGCAUGGAUCACAUGGCAUGGGACCCAGGAGGUCAGAAAACAGCUCAGGACAAGGACAGCGAAGCAGUAGCUCAAGCACAGGACCUAGACUUGCCGGCAGUAGCUUAAGUGUGGGAUCUGGUCGACCAAGCAUCACUUCAGGACCCGUAUGUUUAGGCAGUAGCCAACGCGUAGGACCUGGUCGGCCAAAUGCCGUUGUAAACACUGGACUGGGAAGGGGUAGCAGCUCAGGACCAGGUUGGCCAAGUACGACUUCAGCUGGAACUCUAAAGCCAAAGUGCACUGUUGUAUCAGAAACAAUCUCAUCCAAAAAUCUGGUUCCGAGACAGGUUAAUGCUCAGAUGAAUGGAAUGAGGCCAUUUGCUAAUCAAAGACCUGGGAUUACCCCACAAGGUUUUCCGAGACCAUCUCUUCCACCUAUUAGCUAUAAAAGAAAGUUUGAAGAUGAAGAUGAAGAUGAUUCUGAAAUGGAAGACUUUAUUGAUGAUGAAGGAGAGCCUCAAGAAGAGAUCUCUAAACAUAUCAGAGAGAUAUUUGGUUAUGAUCGGUCAAAAUACAGAGAUGAAAGUGAUUAUGCCUUACGUUACAUGGAAAGUAGUUGGAAAGAACAGCAAAAAGAGGAAGCCAGAAGCUUGAGGCUUGGAAUGCAAGAAGAUCUAGAAGAGUUGAAACGUGAAGAGGAGGAAUUGAAACACAGGAAGCAAACAAAGAAGUUGAGAACACGCUAACCAGUUUGCCACAGCUUGGUUUUCUGUUACUCUCCUAUUUGUUCCAAAGUUUAGCUUUAGUUGUACUUGCAUAUGAAAGAGUAAGAAAUCAUGUAGAAGAUGGACAAGUAGAAAUAAGGACUUGGUGCCAGAUUUUACUGUGCAAUGUUUUGCAGGCCCUGGAGAAGGAAAAGUUGGGAUAUGAUUUUCUUUUUCUGCUUUUCCUCUGCAGCUCAACACCACCUCCCACACUGUUGGGGGAGGCUGGGGUAUUCUCCAGGACAGGAUGGGAAUUGGUUACUGGGACUGUUCCAAACGGGGAAAUUGGAGGAAAAUGUUGGUCUGUCCUUUUCCUUCAGGGGAAAGUUUUUGUUGGAACCCAAUUCCUAUCAUGAACAGAAAUGGUUUUCCUGUGCUCACAGAGAGGCAACUCUGGAUCCAAAAUGAUGAUAUUUAGUUUGGCACUCAAAUAUUGACCUUUAAUAACUGCCAAGUUUUCUUUUCUGCAACACAAUUAAUGCACUAAUGGAGGAUACUAGUUGGAAUAAAAAUGCAAAUUAUACUACCAUUUAAAGUAGUUCAAGGAUGCCAGCAGACUGCUGAUUGACUAUGCACUGGCUUGCAACAAGUGGGCCCAAAUAACAAUAUGCCAGUCUGUUUUCAUUCUACAAAAUAGAAAAAAUGUUCAUGUUUUUUAUCUUUCAAAAGAAGUUGUGUCCUGAGUCAAGAUUCUUAAGUCACUUUUUCUGUUCACAUAAAGCACAGAUUUAAAAUGUAGCUGCUGAUGGUGUUGAAAGCAAUAUUAAUGUUUUCUGAUUCCUGUUUGACAAGAUUAUGUGAAAAACUAAUAAUAUGAAGCUUUGACAUCACAAGUUGGCAGAAAGAUACUGCUCCCUGCAAAUAACUGUCAUGGAAUAAAUACGUAGCAACAAACAGUAUGAAGAAAUGAGGCAGCAACAACAUGCCUGCCAAUGUGAAUCUCCUCCCACCCCCUUGAAAAGAGGUGUUGCUGACCCUCAGUGCAAGGCUACUUCUCCCCAGUCUUGAAUUCAGAACCCUUCUAGUUCUGUGGGCAUCGGGUUGAAGUAUCACUGAAAGUCUAGCCUGCUAAUUAUUUUCUCUCUUGCAGUGCAGAAAAUUAAUAUGGUCUCUUAGUGGCAUUCAGACAUUAUUUUCGUAAGAAAUGGGACCAAAUGGUUUGUUUGCAUCCUUGGGGCUGAAACUUCAUUGCCAGUCAUCAUAAUUAAUCAUUUUGGAAAAGAUUAAUUUGCAGUGGUUUAUAAAUCACUUCUAUUACUUUGAUUUAAUUGCGUUUGGAAAUAUCUUUGUAAAUAUUUAGGUUUCUUAGGUUAAGUGAGUGCUCUAUAAAAAUGCAAAGCCUCCCAGUAUAUAUUGCAGCUAGUUUAUUUCUAUAUUCAUUCAGAUUCAAUCUGUGUUCCAGUAAAUAUAAGCAUCUUUAUAGUUGCUUUGUGUAACUAUUUAACAAGGUUGCUGAAAAAUUUUCUAAUAUUUUAUGAUUUGCCAAGUGGUGGUUUUGCCUUUUUAAAAUUUUUGGUUACAAGCUGAUUUCAAGCUAUGCACAGUAACAAACAUGUUCAUUUCAUGCUUGCCGGAGAUACUCAGAUCAUUCUGUUCUAUAAAAACUGUGCUGUGGAGUUUCAGUUCAAUAUAUAAAUAUCCAGUUCAAUAUUUUUUUUAAUUCCUAAAGACUUUAUGGAAAAUGCAGUCACUGAAAAUAAAAAUAGUCUAAAUAGUUCUUAAAACACAUCAUGCAACCCUACCAAGAAAAUUUCUUCUAAAAGUUAAGCCUAUUUAGAUAACACACAGAGUUGGACAUUGAAUAUUCUGGCAGAGAAUGUACUAAAGAGUAAUCACAGAGAUAAAAUCUUUAUAAGUAUCAGGAAAGGAUGAAUUCAGCUAUUAAAAUAUGACAAAGUAGAAGUCAAACGUCAGAAUUAAUGUAAAGAAAAUAAUGGAUAUUUUUGUUUAUAAAACCAUUAUUUUCUCAAUUAAGUAAGGCAUUGUAUUUGCUGAAAUGAAAUAGAUUAGCAAUUGCUGUAAUUAGCAUGCAGAACAGGAUGUCUUAAUUUAAGGUUUACUGUGAUCACUAGUGCUAUUUUUACAGAACUGUAUAUGUAUUAUAAAAAACUAUUUUGUGCAGAUGCACUCAUGUAUCUUUUUAUCCAAGAUAAUGACUGUUGGAAACAUGACCAAGUUACUGUUCAUUUUAUAAUUUGAAUGUGGAAGUAUUGAAAUCCACCUCAGCGCGUCUCUGAUAUCUGUGUAGAUGAUGUCCUCAACAAACCUCUGACUUAGCAAAGAACUUGUAAUGACAGACUUGUGUCCAGUUCAAAAUUUUGACAAGAGUCUCCCUAACACACACUGCAUGCUUUGACUGCUACUUGCAAGUUUAAUUCAAGACUACUGUAUUUUUAAAUAUUUGGGUGUUGUUUGUCAUGUAGAAGAUAACUGGAAGAUAAUCUAACUGGAAGAUAAUCUGUAUAGAUCUCUUCAUUUUUAUAUUAUUUAUUGCUUUUAGUAAGUAUAUAGCUUACUAAAAUUUACAUUAGAUAUAGUAUGUCAAAGUUAUCUUGCAUUCCAAAGAUAGCAUCUCAUAAUUGUAUGUUCUCUUUAGUUAAAUUGUCUAUUUGCAUUAUUUUGCUUUAGGAAAAGUUUUUAAAACUACUUUACCACAUAUAACCACCAAGAGUCAUAAGAUUGCAGCAAUGAAAAAAACUUGUAUGAAAAUGAAGAAUUUGGCUAGUGAAUUUGUAAGGGAAGUAGAAUACAAAAGGUUUCUCUUAAGAUAUAUAAAAAUGCAAAAGGGAACAACUGGCAUAUAUCAUUUCAUGAUAUUAAAUAUGAGAUAAUUUUCCACCCCUUCCCUAAGCAACUCCCCCUGUGUUCCCACAAUCUCUCUGGAAUCUCUCCCAACACUGAUUUUAGGGGCUAUGAAGGGGUUGAAUGCAGCCCUCCCAUUUCAGCUGAUAGAAGUCAUUAGCAGGAAGAUUUAAAUACCAUCUAUUCUGUGUGAUCUAAUAGGUUGUGUUAAGAAAACUAGCAUGAACUGCAGAUUUUGAUCAAUGAUUGGAAGAUGUGCCUUUUUUUUACAUAUAUAACCUUUCUAUGAAUGUAGGAAGAAAAAAAAUAGAGUUAAUUCUGCUGUCAAAGAUGCCGUGUUGCAGCUUGAUAAUAUGAAAUAAAGUAGUUUUACAUCAAGUCCUUCCAGGCAUUGCUUUGCACAACUAGUUAGUGUUUAUUAAAAUUAUUAAAUAAAACUUAAGGGCACUUUGUAUUUAUGAAGACUUCAUUUUAUAGUUGUCUUCUAUAUAUUUCAGUUGUACUUACACUUUUUACAGCAGAAAAUUACCAGAAAACAGAGCAAUGUGCAUCGUGAAAAGCCCUAGUAAAUAAUUUUGAUCUCUCUAAAACAGAAUCUUUUAAAAAUGUAUAAAACUUAUUUUUUAUAAGCUCCCAUUUUUUAAUCUCAUAUAACUAGUUAUUUGGCUUUUUCAUUAUGUAACUUUAAUUACCUUUAUAGCUAAAGUACAUUUCUAUAAUACACAGCAGGAGACCAAAACACUGGAAAGAAAAUACAGUCCUAAAGAGACUAAGUAAAUAACUUCUGAUAACUAUGUUUGGACUUCUAUUUAUUUUGUUGAGUCAGAGUGAUACAAUCAAGUGUUAGCAUAUAACUGAGGAUACUUUUAGAGUUUGUCCAUCUUAGGUUUUUGUUAAGGUUAUUGCGUUCAACCCAGUGUGACAAUUCAGGUAAAAACUGUUAAGCAUAACUUUUUUCUGGUACAAUUAAACUCUAUGCUUUUGCACCAAAUACAGUCUGAAACAAGUUAUGUAUAUAAUAAAUUGCAGACAUUAAACAUUGUAUUGAAAUCUU
Candoia aspera is the source of this 5921-nucleotide messenger RNA. It is a transcript of the gene SPTY2D1, whose product is annotated as SPT2 chromatin protein domain containing 1. The transcript has 6 exons. The record is from RefSeq and is a predicted model, not a curated record. Gene Ontology annotation, cellular component: nucleolus. Gene Ontology annotation, molecular function: DNA binding; histone binding. The coding region runs from base 104 to 2047 and encodes 647 amino acids. Lineage: Eukaryota; Metazoa; Chordata; Lepidosauria; Squamata; Candoiidae. Gene Ontology annotation, biological process: nucleosome assembly; transcription by RNA polymerase I.